Molecule: messenger RNA, 1564 nt
Organism: Eutrema salsugineum
Lineage: Eukaryota; Viridiplantae; Streptophyta; Magnoliopsida; Brassicales; Brassicaceae
Product: flavin-containing monooxygenase FMO GS-OX2
Exons: 7
Coding region: 45-1433 (462 amino acids)
Molecular function (GO): N,N-dimethylaniline monooxygenase activity; flavin adenine dinucleotide binding; NADP binding
Source: RefSeq, a predicted model, not a curated record
AAUAAAUAAAUAGACAAACAUAUAUACCAUUGAAAUUUGACAAAAUGGCACCAGCUCAAAACCCAAUCAUUUCUAGACACGUUGCAGUGAUAGGAGCCGGAGCUGCCGGUCUCGUAACGGCCAGAGAGCUCCGUCGUGAAGGUCACACCGUCGUGGUGUUUGACCGGGAAAAACACGUGGGAGGUCUCUGGAUUUAUUCACCAAAAGCAGAAUCCGACCCGCUUGGUCUCGACCCAACCCGACCCAUAGUCCACUCGAGCGUCUAUGAGUCUCUACGAACCAACCUUCCGAGAGAAUGUAUGGGUUUCAGGGAUUUUCCGUUCGUGCCACGUGGAGAUGACGUGUCAAGAGACCCGAGAAGGUAUCCGAGCCACAAGGAAGUCCUUGCGUACCUUCGAGACUUUGCUAGAGAGUUUAACAUAGAGGAGAUGAUCCGGUUCGAGACCGAGGUGGUUCGAGUCGAGCCGGUUAACGAGAAAUGGAGGGUCCGUUCCAAGAACUCUGGCGGUUUCUCCGAUGAUGAGAUCUUUGACAACGUCGUCGUUUGCAGUGGUCACUACACGGAGCCCAACGUUGCUCGUGUUCCUGGGGUAAAAUCGUGGCCAGGGAAGCAGAUCCAUAGCCACAACUACAGAGUUCCUGGUCCAUUCAAAAAUGAGGUGGUGGUGGUGAUUGGAAAUUUUGCAAGCGGUGCCGAUAUUAGUAGAGACAUAGCUAAGGUCGCAAAAGAAGUCCACAUCGCAUCUAGAUCGAGUGAUCCUGCUAUGUAUGAGAAGCUUUCUGUGCCCACCAACAAUCUAUGGACUCAUUCUGAGAUAGAGACUGCCUGUGAGGAUGGAUCAAUUGUUUUUAAAAAUGGGAAGGUAGUAUAUGCUGAUACCAUUGUGUAUUGUACCGGGUACAAGUAUUACUUUCCAUUUCUUGAAACCAAUGGCUAUAUGAGCAUCGAUGAAGAUAACCGCGUUGAGCCUCUAUACAAGCAUGUCUUUCCACCCGCGCUUGCGCCCGGGCUUUCCUUUGUUGGUUUACCAGCGAUGGGCAUACAAUUCGUUAUGUUUGAAAUCCAAAGCAAAUGGGUGGCUGCAGUUUUAUCUGGACGGGUCACACUUCCCUCACAAGAGAAGAUGAUGGAAGAUCUUAUUGCAUCGUAUGCGACGCUUGAGGCGUUAGGUGUUCCCAAGAGACAUACGCAUAGAUUGGGUAAAAUUCAGUGCAAGUACCUCAACUGGAUCGCAGAAGAGUGUGGUUGCGAGCUAGUUGAACCUUGGCGAGGUCAACAAGUUGACCGUGGUUACGAGAGACUUGUCUCUAACCCAGAGCAUUACCGCGAUGAAUGGGACGACGAUGAUCUCAUAGAAGAAGCUUACGAGGAUUUUGCGAGGAAGAAGUUGAUUAGUUCUCGUCCUUCUCAUUACCUCGAAACAGGAAGAUGAUCUGCGACAUUGGUGCCUACUUGUCUUUUGGGUGUCUACUUGAAUUAUAAAAAUCAACUAUAUUGAUUUUAAUAAAGCUUAAGGAUUUAAGGGUUGCUUUUUAUGCUAUGGGUUUUUUUUCUUCUAAGGGU